GUUCUUUUGAUGGGGAUUCUCUGUUGUUGCACUUCUGGUCAAUCAAAUCCAGCCCUAGAUACUGGCCCUGCUCCUGUUGUACUAGCCCCAGUAUCAAUCCCUGACCCAGACAUAGCUCCUACCUCUCCUGGACAUUUCUUUGAAGGAUUUGAGUUGUUCUUUAACUUUUGACUAGAAAAAGGAAGUCAUAAUUAACUUUUGACGAAGAAAAAAAGAGGUCAUAAUCAUGUCCAAGCACUCUUAUUUUCUCAGUUUUUCGCUUGACUGAGGAUAUCAUUAAUCAAAGCCAGGCAACUAAGCAGGGAGCUCGAUCCUGCUACAAAGCCAAUACAAGAAACAGAACAUCUAAAAGCAACAAGAAACUCUUCAACUGCUACAAACUAACAGCAAGAAAUACAUGCCAACUGAAAUUCCACAACUAAAUAGGUCAGAAUAUCUGGGGUCCUUUCGGCUUCCGAGCGUGAAAUAUCCUUUCUGGUUAGCGAUGUCACCGUCAACAACUGGUUCUCUAUGGUAACCAUGACUUUUACAAGAAGGAGGUCCGCUGCUUUGGGAAAAAAUGCUCCUGAGGACAUUGAACUGCCAGCCCUUCCAGAUGAGACACCAGAGUCAAAGUUGAGAGUUUUCACGUUUGAACAAUUGAAGACAGCAGCCUUCGAUUUUAGAAGUGAUAUGUUACUGGGAAAAGGAGGUUUCGGCAGUGUCUACAAGGGUUUGCUCAAAGAAAAGUUAUUUAAAGGAUAUACCAGGAAACGGCGGAUUGCUGUCAAGAAAUUGGAUUCUGACAGCAAGCAAGGUCUUCGACAGUGGCAGACAGAGGUCGGUUUCUUAGCAAGGGUUUCUCAUCCAAACAUUGUAAAGCUGCUAGGAUACUGUCAGGAAAAUGCAAAUAAAGAGUUGCUUAUUGUCUAUCAAUUCAUGGAGAAAGGCAGUUUAAAUUACCAUUUGUUUGGAAAGCGCUCUGAUCGGCUUCUUCCUUGGGAAACAAGGUUAAAGAUUAUAACAGGAAUGGCUCGAGCCCUAUCUUAUUUGCAUACAAUGGAAAGGCCAAUAAUUUUCAGAGAUUUCAAGACCUCGAAUAUAUUGCUUGAUGAGACCUAUACUCCGAAACUAUCAGAUUUUGGCUUGGCAAAAUGGGGCCCCAAUGAUGGUAGUUCACAUGUAACAGGAAAUGUUAUGGGCACAUAUGGCUAUGUUGGUCCUGAAUAUAAGAAUGGAGGGAAGUUGUAUGUAAAGAGUGAUGUGUACAGUUAUGGAGUAGUAUUGAUGGAGAUGCUGACAGGCUUACGGGCAAUUGACAAAAAUCGGCCGCCAGGGCAACAGGACCUGCGGGAAUGGGCUUUACCGUUUCUUUCAGAUAGAUCAAGGUUGAGACAUAUAAUGGAUCCCAGACUGCAGGGUAAAUAUGGGACCAAACAAGCUUCAGAAAUAGCUGUACUUGCUGUUAGAUGUGUUAAAGCAAAUCCCACAUUCCGGCCAUCUAUGAAAGAAGUUGCUGAGACAUUGGAUAGAUUGAAGCUCCAGAAGUAGCACUACCAUGCCGGCUAUUGAUACAAGAAGCAGCUGAUACAAUAGAUUGAACUUCGAUUGCGGUUUAUAUAAACAUGUUACAGAAGUCAAUUGAUAAACACUUUGAUCAUUUCUGGUCCUGCAAGAUUUUGCUUGUGAUCUGUUUCACUUCCCCGAUGAGAAGAAGUGGUCUUUGGUGUGUAAAUAAUGUAAAAAGAUAAUUAAGACGUCCUUAAUAUACAGCUUUGGCAACACAUAA
Messenger RNA from Populus trichocarpa (black cottonwood), 1768 nucleotides. RefSeq names its product probable serine/threonine-protein kinase PIX13. Bases 511 to 1530 code for a protein of 339 amino acids. Lineage: Eukaryota; Viridiplantae; Streptophyta; Magnoliopsida; Malpighiales; Salicaceae. The record is from RefSeq and is a predicted model, not a curated record. Gene Ontology annotation, molecular function: protein kinase activity; ATP binding. Gene Ontology annotation, biological process: protein phosphorylation. The transcript has 7 exons.